GGAGUAAUCAAAAAUUAUCAAGUUUCUUUCAUGGACAGAUUAGAAUUCAACCAGGAGAAUUUGAGUUUAACAUUAAGAAACCUGAAUCUUCAAGAUUCUGGUGAUUUUAGUUUUAACUCAGAGUUGAAUAAAAAACAAAGAAAAACAGUCAUCAUCACUCUCCGUGUUCAUGGUAAAUCUCUGUUUUUGUUAAACAAGCAUGUUAAUGAUUGUUUUUCAAGUGAGAGCUUACUAUCAAAAACAAAACAAAAGAAUUUAAGGGGGUUUAUUGUUUUACUGUCCCAGUUCACUGACACUGAAGCUCUCUCUCUCUCUUCCAUCACAUCAGAGCGCAUCACUGUUGAGCCCACCCUGACUUACACCAUCAGUUCAUCUGUCUCAAAUGAAUCCUGUACAGUUUUGCUGAACUGCAGCACAGCUUCUUACAUCAGUGUCACCUACCACUUGACUGUGGGGAACCAAAGCCAUCAAGGCCCCAGGCUGCAGCACACCAUCAACACACAAGAUGGAGACACCACCGCCACCUGCACAGUCUCCAACUUUGUCAGUAAUAUGUCUGUAUCCAGACUAGUGACAUGUGGAGGGGAGGCUGCUAAAACAGAGAGCUUUGACUUUGUACUUCCCAUGAGUGCAGCUGGAGGAGGUGUGGCAAUCAUGAUAAUAAUAACUGUUGUAGCACUGUGCAUUUGUCACCGCAAACAAAAAUCAUCAGCAAGUGACUCAAACGAACUCACCGUCUACGCAGACAUAUCUGACAUUGCAGCUGAAGAUGGGCAUUCACCUACCCUAAAGCCUUGCUCGUUGUAUGACACGAUAACGGAUGGAUAUAACUCACAUGGGAUCAAGCCCCAGACCGUGUAUGACGAGAUUCAGCUCAAUCGCAUGAGGAAGGCAUCAGUUUCGCCGUACCAGGAGAUUUCCUAG
Messenger RNA from Cololabis saira (Pacific saury), 924 nucleotides. RefSeq lists its product as uncharacterized. The coding region runs from base 31 to 924 and encodes 297 amino acids. The record is from RefSeq and is a predicted model, not a curated record. Lineage: Eukaryota; Metazoa; Chordata; Actinopteri; Beloniformes; Belonidae. The transcript is spliced from 6 exons.